Ruditapes philippinarum (Manila clam) is the source of this 3756-nucleotide messenger RNA. Its product is annotated as protein DDB_G0287365-like. The transcript is spliced from 26 exons. The record is from RefSeq and is a predicted model, not a curated record. The coding region runs from base 48 to 3692 and encodes 1214 amino acids. NCBI's taxonomy places the organism in Eukaryota, Metazoa, Mollusca, Bivalvia, Venerida, Veneridae.
CUAUUUUGUACUACUGGUUCCAUAGACCAAUUUUGACAAGAGAAGUCAUGGCGCCUUCUUUUUGUAGUUUGGUAUUUCUCCUAUUUCUGACAGACUAUUGCUUUUCGCUUUGUCCUCAUCAAGAUAGGCAUCUCCAUCUAAAACAUUGGUCAAACGUUCAUACAUGGCCUCAUGGAAAGCCAAAGCAACAUUCACCUGUGGUUAUAUCUUCAAAUGUACUAUUAGAUGAACAGCCUCCUGAUCUUCAUAGUAUUAACAUUACAUCUACUGGAAGACUAGUGUGGAGUCCACAUGCUAAUAUCACAUUGCGUACAAAAUUCAUUUACAUAAAUGGAAGACUGGAUAUCGGGUCUGAAGUGUGUCCAUUCACUGGGACUGCCAAGAUUAUACUUACAGGCCGCAGAGGUGAAUUCAAUUUCCGGGAUCAUAUGAACAUGGUUAUAGGGGAUAAAGUAAUUGUUGUUGCUGAAGGAGGUACAAUAGAAAUCCAUGGACAACCUAAGUUACCAUGGACAAAAUUGACUAAAACAGUUCCAGUCUUGUCAAAGAAAACUGGCAUCAUAUUUGACCAUAUUGAUAGUGGAAAUUUAGAAAAUCAGAAAUACGAGAACGGAAUCAUUGCUUACAUUCUACGAAUUGAUUCACACAACAAAGUAACUGUUAAGGAAUAUGGAAGUUAUGAACUAAUCUCCACGUGGCAAGCAGCACAAGAAAAAUCAAGAUUUAUAAAUAUGAUCAAAAAUAUGAGCAUGGGAGAUAUUUUAGCUUUAGGUAUACAUUAUAAUCUUAAUGUUGACAACGGUAAUAUCGAUGAUGUGUACGAUGCCUUUGAAGUAUUAACAACUGGUCACGUGACUGGUAAAAGUGUUAUAAGAGGCAUUCGUAACCAUGAUGCUUAUUCAGCUAUUGUUUAUAAAGAAACCGGAGGACAAACUAAAUUCGUUGAGGACGUAACAAGAUUUCGUUAUAACGGUGACACCAUGUUGUCUAGAUCUGCUCUGCUACCGGAAGAGACAUCAACUAAGGUAUCUGUAGAAAGUUAUGUUGACCAAAAACAUUCCUGGCUCAGCUAUCUUAAUUUAAGGGUUUCAACUAUUGAUGGUGCAUUCCCGAAAUUGGAUGUGAUUGACGAUACCAGCACUUGGAUGCAAGGUGACAAAGUAGUGCUCACAUCUACAGACUAUGACUGGAAACAAGCUGAAGAAGCAACCAUCGUGCACUGUUCUGAUUGCUCUAAUAAACAAAUUAGAGUAGAUCUUGAAACAAAAUAUGAGCAUUGGGGAACUAUGAUAAACAGAGUAGACGAACGGGGAGAAGUGGUAUUGUUGACGAGAAAUAUUGUAAUAGAAGGAGAGGUGGAAGAUACGUGCGUACAGAGCAAUGGUAAUUGCCACAAAUAUAAAAGCGACACUUUUGGCGGACAUUUUAAGUUUCUACGUGGAUCAACUGUGCACAUAGAAGGAGCGGAAUUGUAUCAUAUGGGGCAACAAACUGAUGUCGGGCGAUAUCCCCUACAUUUUCACAUGGGUUUUGAUAUGAGAAAUAUGACACAUCCGCCUUACAUUAGAGAAAAUUCCAUUCAUCAUUCAUUCUCCCGCUGUGUCACUGUUCAUGGAACACAUGGCGUAAUGGUUAAAGACAACGUUUGUUAUGACACAAAAGGUCAUGCUUUCUUCAUAGAAGAUGGAGGAGAACAUGAUACAACUUUUGAUGGAAAUUUGGCUGCAAGUGUGCGAAAAGGCUCCCUUAUUCCUUCAGAUCAAAAACCUGCUUGUUUCUGGAUAACUAGUCCGUUAACAAAAAUGAGGAACAACGUAGCUGCCGGGGGAGCGGGGCAUGGAAUAUGGUACAUUUACCCAGUUGAACCUAUUGGACCAUCUAAAGGUCUCGGAUUUUUCAAACCACACGAAGCUGAUAGAACUCCUAUAUCUGAAUUUGACAACAAUGUCGUACAUUCACAGGGAUUGACUGGUUUGUUCGUAGAUCAUCGUUUGAUGCCCGAUGGCAGUGCUGACCAAAACAAUGCCUACCUGCCUAAAGCGAACCCACUUGAUGAAAAAUCUAAAGACGUUGAAGUAAAACUCUUCCGAUUAACUGCAUACAAGAAUGUUAUACAAAAUGCGUGGCUUCGAGGUGGAUGGUUCCAUAUUACACAAUCAUCAUUUGCGGACAGUCAAAAAUCUCUUCAAUAUGCAAGAUCAACGAAUCAAAAUCAAUUUGUUUCCAAUAGCUUAAUGAUAGGUUUGUCUGAAAACCUAGGUAAACCAUCAGUAAACUGGACCCGUUCUCUCCCAGUGUGGUAUGACAUACAUGCGCCAUUACAAGGAUUUGUUUUCUACGAUGGACCUGUGUAUGGUGAGAAUAUAUGGUUUGAUGGUUUUAUUUCAACAAAGCUGUAUACAGCAGGGGCAUUGUGUUACGACAGACUAAAUGUUUUCAGCAGUUCAUCUGUCAGUAAUAUCAGAAACGCUAAGUUCGGAUUCGUUGAUGGUCCAACAACUGGUAACCGUGUGUUUGACGGUGAUGUUGGAAUGCAUGGUUAUGCGAGGAAGGACGGUGAUAAAGUAGCUACCAACAGAGACUACGACGGUUCGGUCACAGGUAACAAAAUGGCCCAAGUUGUAAAACCAUGGCCAUUUUACGUAACACCACAAUGUACAUAUAGACAAAAUUGGGGAAUGGCUAUUUGUCCCAACACUUACGGAAAGCUGAGGCUGAGUAUGGAACGUAAGUAUAGAAACCAUACAUUUCCGAUUAUGGUACGUGAUGAUCUGCCAUUAAUUAACGAGACAUUAGACGCCAUAGAGUCAGCUGACUUCCUGGUUAUACUUGGAGGGAGUAAAACAUACAGCCUACAUUGGACACAUGUUAUACCCACAACUCUAUCUAUCUUUAGUGAUGGCAUUGAAAGAGACAAGAAUGUUCGUUUCGGGAUUUGUCUACCUUUAGGAGCAAGGUUUGACUUGUAUACGUAUUCGCCAAAAUAUCUGCCGGAUAUCUCUCGUUGGGCAAUCGCUUCAUCUCUUCAUGAGCUUGAUAUGAACAAAGACGGGACAAAAUACUAUCAUGACACCAAAACAGGAAUGUUGUAUUUCAACUUCGUCAAUGAACAUGUUAGACACACUAAUGAUACAAACCCAUGUCCAGGGAAUUGUCCGAUGGUAACAAUCAAAAUUCUCCAUGGUAACUUGAACGAUGCUGAUUGUAGGUCAAGGUUAUAUCAUACCGUUAAACAUGGAGAUAAUAGAGCGAUAACAAUUCCCCACAACAAUCAGCAUUUUGGUGCGACAAGCAGGCAUCCUCCUCCGACAUGGGGUGCAGGACCAACAAAACCUUUCAUCAAUCGUAUUCCGGUAGACGGUGACUGGGGUUUAUGGACACAGUGGAGCUCGUGCUCAAAAACAUGUGGCGGUGGUCAACAGGAACGGACGCGGGCAUGUGACUUCCCAAGGCCAGCACAUGGAGGUCAUAACUGCCACGGAGACGUAAGGGGGCAGCGUUCGUGUAACAGUCUUCAUUGUCCGGUGGAUGGAGGUUUUUCUCUUUGGUCUCAAUGGUCUACUUGUAUGAAAUCAAGUGGUUGUCAGGGUUACAAGAAACGCAUGCGCACUUGCACAUCACCAUCACCGGAUUAUGGCGGUCUUUAUUGUCAUGGAUCAGAUGACGAAGUAGAGACAUGUAUCACGUGUUAAUAAACGUGCGAUUAAUUUUAAUUAAGCAUUGAAUUUCCUUAACUGAUUAAAAUAAAGUAUUUGU